Molecule: messenger RNA, 2694 nt
Organism: Ziziphus jujuba (common jujube)
Lineage: Eukaryota; Viridiplantae; Streptophyta; Magnoliopsida; Rosales; Rhamnaceae
Product: receptor-like protein EIX2
Exons: 5
Coding region: 1-2694 (897 amino acids)
Molecular function (GO): protein binding
Source: RefSeq, a predicted model, not a curated record
AUGGAAGCAAUUACAUGGCUUCCAUUAAUGUUUCUAAUUCUGUGCUCUGUGAGAGGAGAAUUUCUUCCCAACAUUGGUGCUCACUUGAUGAAUUGCAUGGAGUCGGACCGAGAAGCUCUCAUUGACUUCAAGAAUGGCCUUCAUGAUCCUGCAAACAGGCUUUCUUCAUGGAAGGGAAGCAACUGUUGUCAUUGGUGGGGAAUAAAUUGUGAAAACACUACUGGAGCUGUUAUUGCAGUUGAUCUUCGACAGUAUCUUGAUGCUUCUUGUGAUGAUAUUUGGGAAAGGUCUAGUUUAUUUGUUGAUAAUCUAAAAUGGUUAACAGGUCUUGUUUCUCUAAAGCAUCUUGUGAUGAAUGAAGUUAAUCUUUCAAUGGUAGGAUCAUACUGGAUUAGGCAACUGAAUAAACUCCCAUCCUUAACCGAGUUGCAUCUAUCUUCUUGUCGCUUAUUUGGUUCCAUUCCACCUCCUACCUUUUUAAAUUUAACUUCAAUUAUUAUCCUAGAUCUUAGUGUUAACCAAUUCCUUCCAAAAGUCCUCGAUUGUCUUGUCAAUGUUAGCAGCCUUGUUACUUUGGAUAUGAGCAAUAAUUGGUUGGAUGGAAGAAUUCCACUUGAUUUUAGUGAACUACCAAAUUUGCAGUUUUUAUAUCUGGGAGCCAGUGGUCUUUCAGAAAGUUGUCAUCAAAUGUUGGGGGGACAAUGGGAGAAGAUACAAGUCCUUGACUUCGGCGGGAAUGAUCUCCAUGGGAAACUUCCUUCUUCCAUUGGAAACAUGACAUUUCUCAGUCACUUAGAUCUUUCUAACAAUAGUGUUGACAGUGGGAUUCCAAGCUCAAUCGGAAAACUUUGCAAUUUUAUUUCGUUAGAUGUGUCUCGUAAUUACAUCAAUGAAACUUUACCAAAAUUCCUUGAAGGAAUAGAAAUUUGCCUUUCUAGGAAUCCAUUUCCUAUUCUGCAAUCUUUCGACUUGUUAGAUAAUUACCUGGUUGGUAAUUUACCGGAAUGGUUGGGUCACAUUGAGAAUCUUGUUGAGCUUGAUUUGUCCUUUAACUAUCUAAAUGGUCAAAUCCCAGCUUUUUUCGGAUCAUUCCAAAAUCUUUCUAGGGGGCCACUGCCUAGUCUGCAAUAUUUGGACUUGUCAGAUAAUUACCUGGUUGCUUCUUUCGGAUCACUCCAAAAUCUUUCGAGGAGGCCACUACUAAAUCUGCAAUUUUUGGACCUGUCAAACAAUCAAUUGGUUGGUAAAUUACCAGAGCGGUUGGCUCAGCUCGAGAAUCUUGUUGACCUUGAUUUGUCCAAUAACUCUCUAUAUGGUCCCAUCGCAACUUCUUUUGGAAUAUUACAGCAAAAUCUAACUAUUAUGGGUCUAGGAGAGAAUGAGCUAAACGGGACCCUCCCAGAAAGUUUGGGACAACUUUCUGAUUUGGAGUACUUUGAUGUUUCAUUCAAUAAAUUGACAGGUAUAGUUACUGAAGCACAUUUUUUAAAGCUAAAAAAGCUAGGGCAUUUAGAUCUAUCUUCAAACUCUUUCACCUUGGAUGUCAAUUCCAACUGGGUUCUUCCAUUCCAGGUCUCUUUUCUUGGAAUGGGUUCCUGCCAUUUGGGACCUUCAUUUUCGACUUGGCUCAAAUCACAAAAAUAUGUCGAGCAUUUGGAUUUCUCAAAUGCUAGCUUUUCUGGCUCCGUACCUGACUGCUCAAAUAACUUCAGUGGUUCUGUUCCUAUUCCAAGUGGCAGCUUUUACUUACUCGAUCUAUCCAAAAAUAAAUUUUCUAGUAAUAUUCCAAAUAAAUGGAAUAUUACCGGUGGUACCUUUGUUUUCCUUUCUAUUGCUAACAACCAGAUAAAUGGAGAAAUUCCUGCUUGGAUAGGCAACAUUGUUCCUGGACUUGAAGUCUUUGAUCUUUCCAAUAACAACUUAAUAGGAAGUAAUCCAUCAAGCAUUGGAAAUUGUUCUGGUCUUGCUGCACUAGACCUUAGUAAUAACCAUUUGUCUGGAACCAUUCCUACCUUCUUGGGUCAAUUAAGUGGGCUUAAAUCAUUGCACCUAAAUGACAACAAGUUCCACGGACAGCUCCCAUCAUCUUUCCAAAACUUAUCGAGUUUGGAGACCCUAAGUCUUGGGAACAACAGAUUAAAUGGUAGCAUUCCACCAUGGAUUGGUUCAAUACAAAUCCUGGACUUAGUAGAAAAUCAGUUGACAGGCAGUAUUCCUGCUAGCUUUGGACAUUUCAACGCUAUGUUACAAGCCCAAAUCAUUAACCGUUAUUUGUGGUAUGGGGCUGCCAGUAUUUACCAAAAUGCCGCAUAUGGGAAAAAUACUAAUGGCUACAUAGGUAGCAUGGAGUUUGGCAACUACUAUGAAAGCUUUGUUGUAAAUAUGAAAGGCCAACUUCUAAGAUACACCAAGACCCUCUCUCUUGUAACCAUGAUAGACCUCUCAGGGAAUAACUUGAGUGGAGAUCUUCCUAUAGAGAUGACAAAUUUGUUGGGUUUGGUCGUUCUCAACUUGUCAAGAAACCGUUUCACUGGUCACAUUCCCAAGAGCAUUUCGAAGAUGAAGCAAUUGUCUUCUCUUGAUCUCUCGCGUAAUGGGUUCUUCGGUGCUAUUCCUUCUUGGAGUUCUUAUGUUGAUAAUCUUGGGUGGGUGACAAGUCUUGUCUCUUUAGAACAUCUUGUGAUGAUAGAGUGA